Molecule: messenger RNA, 1143 nt
Organism: Penicillium pulvis
Lineage: Eukaryota; Fungi; Ascomycota; Eurotiomycetes; Eurotiales; Aspergillaceae
Exons: 5
Coding region: 1-1143 (380 amino acids)
Source: RefSeq, a predicted model, not a curated record
AUGUCAAAUACAGCCCACGAUAGGAAUUCCCUGUUCCUGGUCAACUAUGCGACACAAAUCCUGUGCUUUGUGCUUGUUACACCCUUCGUCUUUCUUCGAAUUUUCGUGAGAUGGAAGCUCAUGAAUGGGCUGGGCGUUGAUGAUGCAUCGUGUUUCAUUGGAUGGACGGGCUUUCUGGCUGCGCCGUUGAAGCCAGUGAAUUGGGUCAGGAUCAAUUCGAACAAUGCAUUAAGGUGGGAUAUCUCAAUCUUCUUUAUUAAACUCUGUUCUGAUUUUUUCCGCCAGAUCUCCUAUGUUGCUACUGCUAUCUAUGCCCCGACAGCAUUGUUCGUGAAGAUCAGCCUAGUCACAAUUCUGAUCAGGGUCUUUCAGCCUUACUACCGAGCUAUGAUAUCUCUAUACGUCCUUCUUGGCACCGUCAUCGGCUAUUACACGAUCAUCACAUUCGUUAAGAUCUUCAUCUGCAAUCCACCUGCCGCUUAUUGGUCACAAACCGAAAUCCCGGACGCAACAUGCUUCAGCCAGCCGGGUGUGAUUAUUGCCGAUUCGGUCAUCGGGACCGUAACAGAUGCUGCAAUUUUUGCCUUUCCAGUUGGGUUUACCUGUACGUUGCAGAUGCCAUUUUGGAAGAAGGUCAAGGUGAUUGUUCUGCUGGGGCUUGCUGGUGUGGCUGUGGCCUUUAGUCUUUACAGACUGGUGAUUGGCGUCCAUGAGAGGAAGCAUCUUCAUUCAACUACGUUGUAUAUGAAGUCGAUCUUGACAGCAAAUGCCGAGUUGGGACUUGGUUUAAUUUGCGCCUGCCUCCCGGCUAUCAAUGUUUUGACGAGCUGGACUCGUCGAAAUUCACCCUCAGUCAAAGGCUAUUUCAGCCGAAACCGCAAACACGACCAGCCCUCGGGCCACAUCUACGAUGGACCUACAACAAGCGAUGGUCGAAGUCGAAACCAAUUCGUUCACAGCCAUUUAAGCAGCUGUGCACGUCGGAGCUCAACAGAUUCCACUCAGCUUAUUGCGAACCAUGAAGAAUUGGGAAUGCCAGCUGGGGACAAUAAUGACGGGAUUAUAAAAAUGGUCUCUUUGAAUCAGCAUUGGGAGAAUGCUUCACACAGCAAUGAGGGAGCCGAACGUUCCGAAAUAAUAUAG